Messenger RNA from Exophiala aquamarina CBS 119918, 612 nucleotides. Its product is annotated as minor allergen Cla h 7. Lineage: Eukaryota; Fungi; Ascomycota; Eurotiomycetes; Chaetothyriales; Herpotrichiellaceae. The record is from RefSeq and is a predicted model, not a curated record. The transcript has 3 exons. Gene Ontology annotation, molecular function: FMN binding; NAD(P)H dehydrogenase (quinone) activity. Bases 1 to 612 code for a protein of 203 amino acids.
AUGGCUAAGAUCGCCAUCAUCUACUACUCCACCUGGGGCCACGUUGCCAAGCUGGCGGCCUCUGAGAAGAAGGGCAUUGAAGCUGCCGGUGGAAGUGUCGAUGUCUACCAAAUUAAAGAGACUCUCCCCGCCGAAGUCCUGAAGAAGAUGUAUGCCCCAGAGCAAGAUGCUUCCAUCCCUAUCGCAACCCCAGAUAUCCUCACAAAAUACGAUGCCUUCCUGUUCGGUGUGCCCACCCGCUAUGCCAACUACAGCGCUCAGUGGAAAACCUUCAUCGACCACCUUGGUGGCUUGUGGCAAUCCGGCGCUCUCUAUGGCAAAUACUUCGGUCUCUUCGUCUCCACCGGCACUAUGGGUGGUGGCCAGGAAGCGACCGCCCUCCAAGCUCUCAGCUCAUGGGUCCACCAGGGCAUGAUCUACGUCCCUCUGGGCUACGCCAAGGCCUUCCCCAUCCUCGCCGACCUGUCUGAGGUCCGCGGUGGCUCCCCUUGGGGUGCUGGCACCUUCUCUGGCGCCGAUGGCUCCAGACAGCCCACCCCCAAGGAGCUAGAGUUGGCCGAGAUCCAAGGCAAGAGCUUCUACGAGCUAGUCAGCAGAGUCAAAUUUGAGUGA